AUGACCGAUGAAUCCUUGAUCCACGAAUUAUUCCAAGGUUUCGAAAAGUGUACAGGGGACGAUGUCGAACCAGCAUUAUCAUUUUUCGCUCCCGAUGUGGUUUUCUACAUGUACGGUCCUCAUGAAGCCCCCAUUACCGGCAGACAGCAGUUGCAAGCUGCGUUCAAGGAGACCUUCUCUAUUCUCAAAUCGUUUCAAGUGGAGAUUAUUUCAGUGGCUAGGACAGGAAACAAAAUCUUUGUUGAGCGAAUCGAGCGCAUGUUAUACGCUGGUGUCCAGGCCGUGACGCUUUACCAGGUCGGUGUCGGGGAGGUGGGAUCCGAUAAUAAGUUUACCUCGUGGAAGGAUUACUUUGAUCCUGUUGAAAUUAAAAAAGCCGCCGAGGGAAAUUAG
Talaromyces rugulosus is the source of this 393-nucleotide messenger RNA. RefSeq lists its product as uncharacterized. The transcript has a single exon. The coding region runs from base 1 to 393 and encodes 130 amino acids. The record is from RefSeq and is a predicted model, not a curated record. NCBI's taxonomy places the organism in Eukaryota, Fungi, Ascomycota, Eurotiomycetes, Eurotiales, Trichocomaceae.